This is a messenger RNA of Cataglyphis hispanica, 2506 nucleotides long. It is a transcript of the gene E(z), whose product is annotated as histone-lysine N-methyltransferase E(z). The transcript has 12 exons. Gene Ontology annotation, molecular function: protein binding; histone H3K27 methyltransferase activity. The record is from RefSeq and is a predicted model, not a curated record. NCBI's taxonomy places the organism in Eukaryota, Metazoa, Arthropoda, Insecta, Hymenoptera, Formicidae. Bases 99 to 2396 code for a protein of 765 amino acids. Gene Ontology annotation, biological process: chromatin remodeling.
GAAAUCGAUUCGUUUCGUUGGAUGGCAGAAUUCGUCACGAAAGUUUAUGAUUUAAUGUGAAUGUUGAUUAUCUGUAAUAAUUACGCGUCGAAAUCACGAUGUCGAAAGCCAAAAUCUCGGCUGAAUGGAGGAAAAGGGUUAAGUCGGAGUACAUGCGCUUACGACAAAUGAAACGAUACAAACGAGCGGAUGAAGUCAAAAUCGCGUGGAAUAAAAAUCGCAAGGUUAUGACAGAACUCCUUGUGGCUGAACAAAAGCGAUGGGCGGAUGGAAAGGCAAUGUGGUUAGCGAUGCAAGAUAUUCCACCACAUCUUUCCUGCAUGAAAAAAGCUGAAGUUACUAGUCCUGAUGGCGAUGUUCAAAGUUGUCCUGUAAAAAUAAUUAAUGCGGUAAGUCCUAUACCGACUAUGUACACGUGGGCUCCCAUUCAGCAGAACUUCAUGGUAGAAGAUGAAACUGUUUUGCACAAUAUUCCUUAUAUGGGUGAUGAGAUUUUGGAUCAAGAUGGUACCUUUAUUGAGGAACUUAUAAAAAAUUAUGAUGGAAAGGUUCAUGGCGAUAGAGAAUCUGGUUUUAUGGAUGAUUCCAUCUUCGUAGAUUUGGUAAAUGCUUUAGCGAAUUAUGAGAAAGAUGAUAAAGAAAGGGAACUGAUAAAGAAAGGAAAAGAAUCUUUCAAAGAGAAAGAGAAUCGAAAAGAAAAUGAGAAGAAGGAUGUUGAGAUAAAGUCUGAAAUCAAGACGGAAAAGAUUGAAAGUGGAAAGACAACGGCUAUUCUCUUUCCUUCUAUGCACAUAUUCAAUGCGAUAUCAAAUAUGUUCCCUGAUAAAGGAAGGCCUGAGGAAUUGAAAGAAAAAUAUAUUGAGUUAACGGAAAGAUCUGAUCCAAAUGUUUUACCUCCGGAAUGUACACCUAAUAUAGAUGGUAUAAACGCAAAAAGUGUGCCUAGGGAACAAACGAUGCAUUCUUUCCAUACUUUAUUCUGUAGAAGAUGUUUCAAAUAUGACUGCUUCUUACAUCCAGCCAGGGGGACAUCGCCGCAAGGUCUUCAAGUUUGCCAUCCAGGUCCGAAUUUAUUGAAACGGAAAGGACCUGAUCUAAAACCAUUUCCUGAGCCAUGUGGAGCAGAAUGUUACAUGCAUUUGGAGGGAAUGAAAGAGAAACUGGCAGCACAAGCGGCGGAUAUAAAAGAGGAAGAAGGCGACGAAAAACGCAGUGGUCCCAGAAAGGUACGAAAACAAGCAAGCGUAGAUUCUGGAAAUGAAGCGAGCAGCGAGGAUAGCAAUGAUAGCAACAAAUAUGGUCAAGGAGGCAGUUGUCAAGAUUUUAAACAAAAUGUUAACAAGGACUGUAAACCUGAAGAUAUUAUGGAAGAUCAAGCGCAACCUGAAAACCAAACACCUUUCACACUAUUAGGAAUUGGCAAACGGAUUAAAACAGAAAGUGAGUUCUCAUGGACAGGUUCCGAACAGAGCUUGUUUCGAGCUCUUCACAAAGCCUUCCCUGGUAAUCCAUGUGCACUGGCACAAAUCAUGUUAACGAAAACUUGUCAAGAAGUGUAUGAAUUCGCGCAAAAGGAGGCUUCGGAUAUUCCCACUAUAGAGAAUUUGAAAGAUUUUACGCCGCCGCGAAAGAAAAAGAAGAAGCAUCGGUUAUGGUCGAUGCAUUGCAGAAAAAUACAACUUAAGAAGGAUUCUGGUGCUAAUCAUGUGCACAACUUUGCACCCUGCGAUCAUCCGGGACGCCAAUGCGAUAACUCGUGUUCCUGUAUCCAGGCGCAGAAUUUUUGCGAAAAAUUCUGUCAGUGCAGCAGCGAAUGUCAGAAUCGAUUUCCUGGCUGCAGAUGUAAGGCUCAGUGUAAUACGAAACAAUGUCCAUGUUAUUUGGCUGUGAGGGAAUGUGACCCGGAUCUUUGUCAAACGUGUGGUGCUGAUCAAUUCCACAUCACCCUGAUAUCUUGCAGGAACGUAAGCGUGCAACGUGGUCUUCAUAAGCAUCUUCUGAUGGCACCAUCAGAUGUAGCAGGCUGGGGAAUUUUUCUGAAGGAGUCAGCGGCAAAGAACGAAUUCAUCUCGGAAUACUGUGGCGAAAUUAUCAGCCAAGAUGAGGCUGACAGAAGAGGAAAAGUAUACGACAAAUAUAUGUGUAGUUUUCUUUUUAACCUCAACAAUGAUUUUGUCGUUGAUGCAACAAGAAAGGGAAAUAAAAUAAGAUUUGCCAAUCAUUCGAUUAAUCCAAAUUGUUAUGCGAAAGUAAUGAUGGUAAAUGGUGAUCACAGAAUAGGCAUUUUUGCUAAGAGAGCGAUUCAGCCUGGCGAAGAAUUAUUUUUCGAUUAUAGAUAUGGACCAACGGAACAACUCAAAUUCGUCGGUAUCGAACGAGAGAUGGAAUUUCUCUAAAGAUUUAUAUUUUGCAUACUAUUUAUAUACAUUAUAUAUAUAUAUAUAUAUAUAUAUAUAUAUAUAUAUAUAUAUAUAUAUAUAUAAUGUAUAUAAAUGGUGUAUUGAGC